This is a messenger RNA of Galendromus occidentalis (western predatory mite), 768 nucleotides long. RefSeq lists its product as uncharacterized. Lineage: Eukaryota; Metazoa; Arthropoda; Arachnida; Mesostigmata; Phytoseiidae. The coding region runs from base 1 to 768 and encodes 255 amino acids. The record is from RefSeq and is a predicted model, not a curated record. The transcript has a single exon. Gene Ontology annotation, molecular function: zinc ion binding; nucleic acid binding.
AUGGUAGCUCAAUGCAAAGACCGAAAGAGAUUCUGUGGUAAUUGUGGACGACGAGGGCAUAAAGAGAAAAUGUGCAAGAAUAACGUCAACUGGACGGACUGCGCGGAAGAACCUGAAACCGAGGAGGAUGGCAGGUACGGAGUAGAGGCGAUAUCAGUCAACCUGAGCCGAACGACAGGCCUGGACGAUUAUAUUCCACCACACAAAAAUGGAAGCCAAAUACAAGGUUCCAUUCAGGAACUGCUGUGCGAUACUGGCUCAGCCUAUACUCUCAUACCCUUGAAAAUCCACAACGAGCUACGACCACGACCGAAAAUCAACCCUCACAACAUUCCAGUUUUCUCGUACACCAAUCAGAAUAUUGAUAUCGUCGGAAUAGCGGAAUAUGACGUCGAGAGCCGCGGAAGAAAGGAGAAACUAAGGGCCUUGGUGGUUCGGAAAGGAAGAACACUGAUGGGAAGAAACUGGUUGAAGAAAUUCGGGGAAUGUCUGCCUGCAAGUCAGAACGAGACCGCAGAGAUGACAGUAAACGAAGUUGGAGGUACGUGGCAAGAAGUGAUAAAAGAUUACAAGGACGUAUUCGGGAGUGACUUGGGUCGCUUCAGGGGCCAAAAGCUCAAGCUGGAAGUCAUCCCGGGAGCCGUGGCCACCUUCAGCAAAGCGAGAUCCGUGCCAUAUGCGAAAAGAGAACAGGCUGAACAGGCGCUGAACAAGAUGGCGAAAGGGGGAGUUCUGACGCCGGUCAGAUUCGCAUUCACAGCAGGAUAG